AUGAAGAGCAAUAAGAAUUCAUCUGUUCUUUUUUCUAUAUUCUUUCUGGUCAUUAUAUCCAUAAUCUCAGUUGAGGCAAGAAAGCAUCACACUAGGAAGACCAAAUCUCACAAUAAGAGUGGCAAUGGCGACACUACUCGCGGCUCAAAUUUUACAGCUCCUGCACCAGCCCCUCUUCCUGAUCAUAAUGGCUCUUAUCCCACCCCUUCCACCAUUUUUAAUGUUCUAUCUUUUGGAGCUAAGGGAGACGGAGUCUCAGACGACUCUAAGGCACUGGUAGCAGCAUGGAAAGCUGCGUGCAACUUUGCUGGGGCAACAGUAGAAAUCCCAUCAGAAUCCAAGUUCCUGAUCAAGCCCAUUACUCUUCAGGGCCCUUGUAUGCCUCACCUCGUACUUCAGAUCCAUGGAACUAUCUUAGCUCCUGCAAAAGUUGGUUCAUGGCCGAAAUCCAGUUUGUUUCAGUGGAUAAAUUUCAAAUGGGUACAUAAUUUUACCAUUCAAGGCACUGGUACUGUUGAUGGCCAAGGCUCUAAUUGGUGGCGUACCUCUCAAAUCCAUUAUACUCAGAAGAAAUCCAAGCACGUUCCAAAAACCAAACCAACUGCUUUGAGAUUCUAUUCCAGCUAUGAUGUCACAGUUCGCGGCAUCAAAAUCGUAGACAGUCCACAGUGCCACUUAAAAUUUGACAGCUGUGGGGGUGUCAAAGUUAGCAAUAUUACGAUUUCUACGCCAGAGGAUAGCCCGAACACCGACGGGAUUCACCUGCAAAACACCCACGACGUAGAAAUUCAGCAUUCUAAUAUCGGUUGUGGGGAUGAUUGUGUAUCCAUACAAACUGGUUGCUCCAACGUCCAUCUUCAUCAUAUUAAUUGUGGCCCUGGACAUGGUAUUAGUUUGGGAGGAUUAGGGAAGGACGAAACCGUUGCUUGUGUCUCCAACAUCGUUGUCGAGAAUAUCUCAGUUCAAAAUGCUCUAUCAGGCGUAAGGAUCAAGACAUGGCAGGGGGGCAUGGGAUCUGUGAAGAACGUAUCAUUCACAAAUGUUCAAGUUUCCGAAGUGAAGGUCCCGAUAAUGAUAGACCAAUUCUACUGCGACAAGGGUCUCUGCCAGAACAAAACGAGAGCGGUGGAAAUAUCUGGCGUUAAAUAUGAUCAGAUAAUUGGAACGUAUUCAGAGCGGCCUAUCCAUUUGGCAUGUAGCAGCGAAAUUCCGUGCACUGACAUUGACUUGAUUGAUAUUCAGUUGAAGCCAUCGGCGGCGGCGGCGCCCAGCAAUCAACGUUUUCAAAAGGGUUUGUGUUUGAACUCUUAUGGGAGAUCGAGAGCUCCCCUGGUUCCUUCAAGCAUAGACUAUUGCUUAAGAAGUAGUAGCCCUGCUUCUGUCAAAAGAGUAGCCAGGUCACAUGCUACCAGUAAUGUAUGUUACUGA
Messenger RNA from Corylus avellana, 1428 nucleotides. RefSeq names its product Pectin lyase-like superfamily protein. NCBI's taxonomy places the organism in Eukaryota, Viridiplantae, Streptophyta, Magnoliopsida, Fagales, Betulaceae. Gene Ontology annotation, molecular function: polygalacturonase activity. The record is from RefSeq and is a predicted model, not a curated record. Gene Ontology annotation, biological process: carbohydrate metabolic process.